ACGAUCUGACCCUUACUGCUCAAAAGACCAAAGUAUCAAGUAUAGGUCUAAAUACAAGCAAUUGAUGGUGACCCUUGAAUAUGAAUGAAUUUUGAGAAAUAGAGAAACAAAUAAUGACUAACUUACAUAUAAAAGAACUGAACUAGCAUAAGAUUGCAACAUAAUAGGUCCUGAAAAUCAUUGGAUGAAAGUUCUUGGGUCCAUAUGAGUGAAAUAUUCUCGAGAGGGACGUUAAACAAUAUACAGUCAAUCAAUCAUAAGGCCAAAUUAAAACUUUAUUGUCCAUUUUCACAUUGUAUGUGUUUACACAAUUAGUGCAUGUAGGUGUAACUUCUAUCUUUCUAGGAUAAAAUGUUAUGCCUUGCUUAAUAUCAAUUAUUUACAACAUGCAAGGGAGACUCAUAAACAGCAAGCAGUUACAAUAAUAUUUAUACUGCUUUACAAGGAUAACCAGUCAAAAUGAGUGGAGGAAACUCGAUCUGAAAUUGCCGGUUCGAAAUAGGAAAACUGGUGUGUGUCAUCUAUAAAACUCAGUCUAUAUCUUCACCAGCAACCCUAUGCAACCCAACAAUAGUAGAAAAAACGAAGUGACACGGCUAGAUUUAAUUUAACACACGUGAAAAAUAUGCGAGUUGACGAAUCACCUACUUGCUUGAAAACAAAGGGAUAAGACUAUAUCAAACAAGCGUGUCACAUGGAAAACCAAGUAUUAUACAUUUCCUAAGGUCUGUCUCUGGCAAUUAAUGACAUAAAAUCGAAAGUGACACAGCUAAUUAAGCCAUGAUACGCUCAUUUACGUACAUUCCCAUUACUUACCAUUGAGUCCGCCAUAUUGGAUUUUGAUCAGUGGAAGAAUCCAUUCGACAGUGAGUGCCUGGCCUUCGUGCUUGCACAUCGGAAGGCCUCGGGAACCAGGCUAGAGGAUAGAGCUACUUUAAAUGACCCCACCCAAUUUUACCUUUUCUUGAUUAUCACCCCAUUUAAGACAGCAUGACCCUUUAUUUGAAGGAUUUUUAAUCCCUUUCACCCAGGAUGAGACAAAAAGUGAUCAGAAUAGUUCGGGUUAGCUUAAAAAGUUCAAACGAAUGAUUUUGAGAACAAGUUAUCUAACCAAAAUGGCGGCGCCCAUGAGUGCAGGUGAAUUUCCUCUGAAAACCAAACAGACAGCUGUUGAUUUGAAUGGUGAACCAACUGAAGUAGCAUGCAUCCAUUAUGAAGACUAUGACUUUAUUCUUGCAACUCAACUUAAUAAGAUGGGAACUAUGGUAGAAGUUACGAGAGAUGUAGUUCUCCAGGAAAUGUCUGCAGCCAGGCCCUCCUACACAACUCGUGUUCUGCUGGGAGUGGAUGAGCCUCUGACUCAUGUCAUUGCCAAGAACCUGCUGUCAAAGUUGGAUACCACCAAAAAGAUUCUGUUGUCCUUCUCACUAAAAGACAACUCACCAAAAGUCAUCCAAGGAUUAAGUGAAGUCAUUCAAACCGUGGUGGAAUGAUUUGCUUCUUUAAAAAUAAAUUAAUUAUGGGGACAUAGUCCAGUUUCCACAAAUCUGAUGUCUGAUGAAACAGCAAGAGAUAUGCUCCAGUUUAGUCGUUACCAUCGUUACCGGUCUUUUGUAUAACACGUCAUAGCUCUACAGGCAGGCCUGUCUUUUGCAGUGCAGUGAAAGAGGAACAAGUCUGCAGUGAUCACAACUGUUUGGAUUGUCUUUCUUGUUUUUUCUCUGUAUUGUAUGAAAGAAGGGAGCUGAAAACCUUUUUUCUGACUCCUUUAUCCUGCAACCAUGCCAAUCAAUAUACUCACUUCUUCCUAGAGACUUUUCUCAGGGUUUGUUGAUGAUACUGCAUGUGUAACAGUUUUUUGAAAGUGUCACUUUAAUAUCCCUUUUCGUAUCUAUGUGCUGAUUAGUCUGCACUAUCUAGUCCUUUACACCGCUGUGUAUUAUCAAGUCAAUAGAUGUAAACAUGCUUAGAAACACACUCUAUGUGCAUGCAAUUUUUGUAUAUUAUUAAAUGUCUUCGUAUCAACAUUUAUUCUCUGAUCAAAAUUACGCUGAACUGUGCUACUUUAAUAGAUAUUAAUCCAUUGGCCAUACAAAAUCACCGAUGUACAAAGAAGAUGGAAUAUUUUUUCCUAUGGUGUCAGUGGUCUUUUCAAAGAUAAUGUCAGUAAUUCUCAUUAAAUAAAUAUAUACUUGA
This is a messenger RNA of Ostrea edulis (European flat oyster), 2196 nucleotides long. RefSeq names its product proteasome assembly chaperone 3-like. Gene Ontology annotation, biological process: proteasome assembly. The record is from RefSeq and is a predicted model, not a curated record. Lineage: Eukaryota; Metazoa; Mollusca; Bivalvia; Ostreida; Ostreidae. Bases 1086 to 1493 code for a protein of 135 amino acids. The transcript has 4 exons.